GAAGACGGUAACUCCUCGUGCGAAUUAUUCGCGCGCAUCCGGUGCCGUUGGUUAACGAAGCGUGCGUUUGAAGUUCGCCACUAGCUAGUUUUUCCCGCUCUGUCUCUCUUUUUCUCGUUGCCAUGUUGUCGCGAUACCGCCGGGAGGAGAGGAGCGCGUAGUUUCAAGCGCGUCCUCGCCGCGUCGCGAUCUCGUUACGUGAAACGUCCGGUAACGCGAACGCCCGAGAUAAUCACGUUAAUUGCGAAGUGACGAGCGAAGGACGUUGUAAAAUCGAUUAGUCGAGCGUGCUCGAGGAAAGAAAGCGGAGGGUCUCUCGGGCGAUCAGAGCGACCGAUUGAUUCGCCGAUCGGACGCCGCCGAUGGAGAAGCACGCGGACGCUCCGGUAUUUAACUUCGCCCGAGGUGGACCGGACGAUCAGAGACUAAGGAAGAAAAGGCUAGCCAAAUCGAACGGGUCGGCUCGGGCCGGCCGGGUGCGAACAAGCGAUUCGAUGAAGCAUUAAUUAACCACCUGCUUAUCCCGGCACGGAAAGCCGUGAUAGGUUAAGUAGACUCUGGGGAGAUCGGGUGGAGUAUCUGAGGAUAUAUACGAGGGACUCGCCGAUGCCGAGCUUUUUAAGCACUUGACGAUUUGGUUUUAAAGAUACAAGAAGAUUGAAGAACUUGGCCUCGCCACAAGCCAGGCUACAAAAUGGAGGCUAACAUCGUAGCGAUAUAAGUUCCGGCGCGCGGGAACGAUUAAACGCUGAGUGCGGGCGAGUAAUAAUUCAACGUUGCUCCGCGUACUCGCCGCGAUCGGGGCGAUGUUUUCAUUCGGCGUAACCCGACUGUCCGGGAAUUCGGUUCGCAUGACGCAGAUGUAAUUCGAAACUGCGGCUUCGGGGAAGGGAAUCCAAAGAAGGGAAAAGGAGGGAAAAAAACGCGUCGGCGGACUCGCGAGCGCGCUGAUGAUACGUUGGCGUUCGUCCGAAUUGAAAAUUGCAGCCGCGUGUUUUCGCGUCGGACAACGCGCGCUGGAGAAGGUACGUCCUCGAUCUGCAUUUAUUCCGAGAGACAAGCGAGCUCUAAACUCUGAGUUGGCUCGAAGUUAACUUGAAGUUCAGUUUGGACCGAAGCGUCUCUUCCGAAAGAGGAAGGAGGAAGAGGAAAAGACAACGGAUCGCGAGGCGCAUCGAUCGAUGACGCGCGCGACGUAUCCUCGUGGAAGACAAACCGACGACGACGGGCCGUAAUAAUACGAUAGGUAAUAAUACGACGAGCGGCUAAAGAGUUAAGUCACGCUCCCGGAGAACAUCCGCCAGCGGGCGGAAGUGAUAAACCCGGAGAGCAGCAAUUUCGAGAGUCGCAAUGUCGAGCGACGCUGCACGAGCGGAGGAUAACAAUCGGCUGCGGAUUGCGGGACAAACGAGUAAUUAUAGCUUUCGCGCCAUGCUCAGCGCCGCGAAGUUUGUUUUUCUCGGUUUCGCCUCGCUCUCGGCGAUCUCGCCGGUCUCGUCGGAGUCACACCUGGUGAAAUGUUGCCCGCCGGGCCAGCUUUACUCCGGUUCCUCCCAAGUGAACUGCGUCUCGCUGUCGGAUAACGCGAUGGAGCUCAGUGUUCUUCACUUGAACGUGACCGCGCAGCCCCAAGGACAUCCGCAGUGCGACGAGCCGGAGGACUUGGUGACAACGGCACUCGAUGACUUCGUUCUCGGCGAGUACCUGGAGGUGCCGGCCUGUCUCGAGAUACUUUACGUUCAGGAAACCGGGAAGAGCCACGUGAUAGUCGUUCAUUGUCGGUCCAGCAAGGACCGGCAAGUGAAAGUGAUUAACGAGUCUUUCCCGCAGAUCACGCACGUCAGAAAGUGUUGCCCUCGUGACACAAUGUACGACAGACGCAUGAGAGCUUGCGUGACCAAGUCACAUAAACCACCGAGCCUCUUCACGUUUUUGCCGUUGAGUGAGUCCGUCGACGGGGAUCGUGUGGUGAUAAUUAUGGAGGGCCUGCCCAAAUGCGAAGGUCCGAUCGUUGAUUACGAAAUCGACGAGGAUGACGUCAUUUUGCGGAACGAUACUUACUCGGUGAUGAUUCCGGCACUUGAGCACGAUUCCGUCGUCAAUGAGGAGUAUUUCGUUACCAAGGAUAACGCAUGCUUCGAUGUGACGCCGUAUUCCGCGUCCGAUCGCAGAUUGAUAGCGCGCGUCUGCAGAGGCCGGGAAUACUGCGACAGAAACGCCUGCGUCAGAAAGUGUUGCCCCGAAGACGAACUUUAUUACGCCCCGGAAUGUAGAAGACACGUUAUGACGGGAGAACCGGCGAAAUUUCAUCAAGUCUUCGCGAGCGCCGUUAAUGCAACGAAUUCUUCCGCUUUCGACGUCAGCAAAGACUACGGGCUCUUGAUUGGGAAGCCGUGUCGAUACGGCAUGUAUCCGGUGAAUCCGAUGAAAGAGAAAUGGUCGAUGACCUCACAAGGGCACGUUCAAGUCGAAGAUUAUCGGGUCUACAACCUGGACGAAUGUUGCAUGGAUGUCCUUUAUAACAAAUCGCACUACAAUAGAGGCUUCUCUCUGUUUAUAUGUUUCAACAAACCAAGGACACAACAACAAAACGUUCCGACAAGAUACAAAGUGACCACCGUCCUGGAAGUCACCAGCUGCGUUUUCCUGCUGAUGACGCUUUUGGUAUACGUGUGCCUUCCGGGCCUCCAGAACCUCCACGGAAAAACCCUCAUGUGCCACGUAAGCAGUCUCCUCUUGGCGUACACCUGUUUGGCCAUCAUACCGUGGAUCACACCCCCGAAAGCGCCCAACGUCAAGGAGAUAAAUGUCACAACGCCAUGCAGGUUAUUAGCUUACAUCAUGCUUUUCUCCUUUUUGUCGGCGUUCUCUUGGCUCAACGUCAUGUGCUUCGACAUAUGGUGGACCUUCGGAGGCUUACGCGGGGACACGGUCACGAAGGGACGCAAACACAGACGGAGGUUCCUGUUUUACUGUUUGUACGCGUGGGGCUUCUCCUUUCUGGUGUCGAUCUUCGUCAUCGUCUCCGACUGCACGGACAUCCUGCCAGUUUACAUGCGACCCAAGAUCGGCUAUAUGGGAUGUUGGUUCACACAAAAGCAGGGGUCAUACAGCGAGGUGACUUUCUUCACCGGCCCGGUGACGAUCCAGUUGAUAUCCAAUAUGGUGUUCUUCGUUCUCACGUCAAUGCACUGCAACCAGGUGAAAGCUGAAAUCAAGAGACUCACCUCGGACCCCGCGGAUCCCAGGAACAAGCGCUUCCAUUCAGACCGCAACAGAUUCGUCAUGAAUAUUAAGCUGUUCGUCGUCAUGGGGAUAACAUGGGUGUGCGAGGUGGUGUCGUUCUUCCUGAAGAGAUACCACGUCGAAUGGCAAGACACGAUCUUCUACUUCACCGACGUCCUCAACUGCCUGCAAGGCUUGCUGAUCUUCAUUCUCUUCGUCCUGAAGAGCCGGGUCUACCUGGCGCUGCGCAGACGGCUGGGCCUGGACGUGCGGAAGAAACGGAACUGCGACACGACCAUCAUGCAGGAUCCUUACCGCGUGAGAAAGAGCGUCAGCAACAGCACUUUAAUGUCCACGUUCGUGGUGAGCACGGCGCCAUGAAGCGUCAUCGCAGAGAGAGUCACCGUUUAGUAUAAAUAAUUCCACAUCCCGCGACUACCUCGCCGUGUAUCUUUUCCCCGUACACUCCAUACUCGCCGCUCGACUUGCGGCCGAUGCGCUUACUCGUCGACCGUGUCUCUUCCUCCGCUGGCCGGAACGAUUGACUCUUGCACCGUCGUUGACAUUUUUGCGAUUUGUUGUUAAUAACGAGGAUAGAACGCAUCCUCCGCGAUCGGCACGCGCGACAGACACGUUGCGAACAAAACCGGUCGCUUUUCUACCUUUCUCGCACCGUAGCGAGGCGAUUUUAUUAUCUUCCUUCUCGCUGGUGCAAGUGUUAAUAACUGACUCUCAUCGUGAGAGUAAUUGCAUUCGAUUCGACGGCCUCUGGCGCCGUGUGAAUAGCGGUAUAAAUAGAGCUCGGCGAGGGAUACCGCGCUGAGACGUCAUUGUAUAAAGUUCCCUUUUGUAUUAGCGCAUAUUGUUGACGAUGUGCUUCGACUCACGAGGGAAUCGCUAUCUUGACGACCGAAACGUCGACGAAGCGUCUGUUGGAGGAGAGAGAGAGAGAGGCAGCAUGACGAUUCUGUUAAAAAGUAUCAAGAUCUGCUGAUCUUCUUUUUCGCCCGCGAAAGUUAAUUUUACCUGCGACAAUGUGUCCAUCGUAACGACGUCGCCAAGAAUACCAAAGAAGGCUCGUAACCUUUCGAUCCUCCCCGUGACUCUCUCUCUCUCUCUCUCUCUGUGUAUGUGUGUGUGUGUUGCGUCAUUGUACUGCGUGUGUCGCGAGGGACACCUCGUUGACGAAACUUGCAAGCGAUAUUUUUACACGCACCGCGUGACAUAUUUAAUAGGUAUGACGUCGAUGUAAAUCGAGUAUAAAGACAUGUGUGUAUGUGUGUGUGUGUGUAAAAAAUCUUGUUGUCGAAUGAUUCCUAAUGAAUCUUUGAGCUUCUGUGUGUUAGAAAAAAGAAAAAAGCACUUUGAUACGAUUAAUGUCAAAGGAGACACGCGACUCGACAGUUUUGCAUCGGAAUGUAUUUUUAUAUGAUGCGCUUUUUUUUUAACGGAUUAUUUUCAGAAUAAACUAUUUUCCAACUUUCCUCGCACAUCCGUAUGCAAGUAAAAAUGUAAUCGAAACGGGGAAAUACGCAGAGUAAAUGGAUAAUUGCAGUUGAUCCAUCUGCAAGUGUAAUAUUCUCGAACGCUUUUCGCUCUCUUCGCUCGCUUCCUAUAA
Dinoponera quadriceps is the source of this 4843-nucleotide messenger RNA. Its product is annotated as G-protein coupled receptor Mth2. Bases 1351 to 3606 code for a protein of 751 amino acids. The record is from RefSeq and is a predicted model, not a curated record. Gene Ontology annotation, cellular component: membrane. The transcript is spliced from 9 exons. Gene Ontology annotation, molecular function: G protein-coupled receptor activity. Gene Ontology annotation, biological process: G protein-coupled receptor signaling pathway; cell surface receptor signaling pathway. NCBI's taxonomy places the organism in Eukaryota, Metazoa, Arthropoda, Insecta, Hymenoptera, Formicidae.